This is a messenger RNA of Aedes aegypti (yellow fever mosquito), 745 nucleotides long. Its product is annotated as lipid storage droplets surface-binding protein 2-like. The record is from RefSeq and is a predicted model, not a curated record. The coding region runs from base 286 to 576 and encodes 96 amino acids. Lineage: Eukaryota; Metazoa; Arthropoda; Insecta; Diptera; Culicidae. The transcript is spliced from 2 exons.
AAGAAAAACGGAGAAGCCUACUCUACCGGGAACGAUCAGUCAGCUCAAACCGCCCGCCGUGGACGUUACUUAAUAGCAGCAAACGAAAAAUGUCUACAGACGCGUGAAAUACUACAAUCCCCUUCUGAGCUGGGCCUUCGGAACGGCUGAGGAUGUGGUCCACCGUGCAAGCAUCCCCGCCCCACUGGUGCACAAGUUCGACCACCCGCUUCAGCUGAUCGACCAAACCCUGGUCAAGGGCAUCGGCAAAGUCCAAGGUCCUCGGCACGGUCAAACACCGAGAAGAUGUGCGAACUGCGACAGGCCUCCCAGCAGAAGGCCGUCUCCUUGAAAGAGUUCUCCCGGAAGAAAGCCAACGAAGUACUGGCCUUCCAGUACGGAAGCAUCGCCGUGAAUGGCGUGGACACAACCGCUCAGCUGGCCGAGCGUCUACUGGACUACUACUUCCCGAAGUGCGAAGGUGACGAUGAAGAUGAUAACGCUAUCAUCUCGGUUAAGGAAGAUCCAGCCCUGCACACCGUAGGACGCCUCUCCAAUAAAGUUACCCGCUGCGUCUACCGCACCGUGUUCAAGUAGGUGAAAUCCCUCCACAAGGAAGAUGUCAAGGAGUACGUCGUCACGUUGAUUGCUGUCCUCCGCCUGACCCAGUACCUCAGCUUCCUGAACGACAAACGGCAACAGCAGGCCGUGGAAGAUAGUUCGCCCUGCUAGCACCAGCAACAGCACCGCUCCUGCCCCCUCUUUA